Messenger RNA from Notechis scutatus (mainland tiger snake), 1610 nucleotides. NCBI's taxonomy places the organism in Eukaryota, Metazoa, Chordata, Lepidosauria, Squamata, Elapidae. The record is from RefSeq and is a predicted model, not a curated record.
UUCAGCUGAGAAACCUCUGUCCCACCCUUCUUCCCUCCCAGGUGGUCCCCGUCAAAGGGCAAGAGAAUGGCCAAGGGGAGGAGGAGGAAGAGGAGAAGGUCCACGAGGAAGAACAGCCGGAGUCGGCACCCGUUAUCUCUGUAGAAACUGUGGUUCUGCCUCCCCUGGUAGAGCACGAAGUCAAAAAAGUCACACUGAGCGACACGCUCACCCGGCGGUCCAUCAGCCAGCAGUGUUCCAGGGUCUCCAUCACCAUCGACGAUCCCGUCCGCACGGCCCAGGUGCCCUCUCCACCACAGGGCAAGGUCAGCUGUAUCGUUCACAUCUGCAACCUGGUGAGGCCCUUCACCCUGGGGCAGCUGAAGGAGCUGCUGGGCCGGACAGGCACCCUGGUGGAGGAGGCUUUUUGGAUCGACAAGAUCAAAUCGCACUGCUUCGUCACAUAUUCAACAGUGGAAGAAGCUGUCGUGACGCGAAACACCCUUCAUGGGGUCAAGUGGCCACAGUCUAACCCCAAGUUUUUAUCUGCUGAUUUUGUGGAGCAGGAUGAGCUGGAUUUCCAUCGUGGUCUUCUGGCUGACCGUCCUGCCGAGGCCAAGGCGGAUGAAGCGCCCACCUUCCCCGGGGUGGGCCCAACCACGCGUGGGGAACGGGAGCUGUCCCGGCGCUUGGAGGCACGGGAGCGGGAGGCGGCCGUGCGGGAGCAGUGGGCCGAACGAGAGCGAGAGAUGGAGCGCCGGGAGAGGACCCUGGCAGAACGGGAGUGGGAUCGGGACAAGGUGCGCGAGGGGCCCCGUUCACGCUCCCGGUCCCGAGAGAAACGCCGCAAAGAGCGGCCCAAAUCGAAGGAGAAGAAAGCAGAGAAGAAAGAAAAAGCCCAGGAAGAACCUCCAGCUAAACUUCUCGAUGAUCUGUUCUGCAAAACCAAGUCAGCCCCUUGCAUUUAUUGGUUACCCCUCACGGACAUCCAGUGUGUCCAGAAACAGGCUGAGCGAGCAGCUCGUGCUCGAGAACGGGAACGCCGGCGCAAAGAAUUGGAAGCCGAGGAAGCCCGUCAGCGGGACCGUAACCGCCAAGCUGAGCGGGACAAGCGGCGGGAACACAGCAGAGAGCGAGAACGCGAGCACCCCAAUGCCACCAGUGGUGGUGGGGCCAGUCGAGCAGGUGAAUGUGGCGGCCGGGGAGACCGUGAACGGCGCAAAGCCAAAAGCCGCCACAGUCGGAGUCAGAGCACGCCUGUACAGGACAGAGGGGGGCGCCGCUGAGCUAUUCCCCAGCCUUCCUUUUGACCUUUAGGGGGGGGGGAGGAGUUGGUGGUGGGGGCACUUUCCCUGAAUCAAGCUCCUGAGUUUUGCAGGCAAGGAGGAACAAGGAGGGGUAGAGAGUUUCUUUGCCCACUGCUGGAAGGGCCAAGAGGGGUCUGGUGUGGCUGGUGGCGGCCAAAGUGGUAGGGCUCUCCCCCCCUUCCCCUAAUGGGAUAAGUUUGAUUCCGGACCCCUCCUGCUCCCCUCUUCUGGAGCCAGUGUCCUUCCUGUUGAUUUGUAUUUUAUUUUGGGAAAAUGUUUUUUUUAUUCUUCUGAUGAUAUAGGAAAGAGAGCAUAAUAAAGAGA